AAUUAGAAUUUUUGACAUUAUUCAAGUUGCAUAAGCAUGAUGCAAUAAAGUCUAAUAUUAAAUAAUUUAAAUUGUGGGAUAAUUAUGGCAUAAAAGAGUUAAAAAUUAAAAAAGAAAAAAAAAGGUCAUCUUCUUUACCAAGCCUAGCCGUCCCUCACUCCCUCUCUCAUCUCUCUCUAAAACUCCAUGGAAACUUGAUUUUAAGCUUCACAAACCUAAAAAUUCCCCAUAAAUUUCUCCUUUAUUAUUGAUUAAACCUUACUUUGGCAACUAGAAAAGAAGAUUGAAGAAAGAAUUGGGGAAGAAAGAUAGAGGAUUGAAGAGCUAAACUUCCAAGAAAAAGGUAGAGAGAUUGGUAAAGCAGCUGAGUAAGCUGCUAAGGACCACAGUUCUACAUUUUGGAUUUUAUCGGGAUGAAUAAUACCCUCGAAUUGAAAUGGAAGAAAGGGACCGCUCAGUUGAGCAAUCUGUAGAGGCUGAGGCAUAAAGGGAAGCCCCAGCCCUUCAAAAUGUAAGUGGAUCAGUGGCACAAGCCCCACCAAUCACUGAAAGCAUGCCUACCCAAGCCCCACUUCAGGCACCUAUAGUGCAACCUCAGACUCUAGCCAGGCAGUACGACAAGCUAAUUAAGUAUGGGACUACAGAGUUUAAAGGUACAGUGGACCCUUUAGAGGCAGAGCAAUGGUUGGAGGGAAUGGAUAGAGUGUUUAAGAAACUGCACUGUACAGAGGAAUUGAAAUUCAAGUAUUCAGUGUCACUACUGCAGGAGGAUGCGUAUGCUUGGUGGAAAACCAUCCCCUAUAGUUUGGUGGAACCACCAGUGCUGUCAUGGGACAACUUCCUUAGAGAGUUCAGACAAAAAUAUGUCCCAGAUGCUUAUGUGGACCAGAAGCUACAGGAGUUCUUAAGCCUAAAACAAGAUAGCAAAACAGUGGCAGAAUAUGAAAGGGAGUUCUCCCGCCUGAGCCACUAUGCAGGGAGUCUCCUUUCUACCAGUAGAGAAAAAUGUAAGAGGUUUGAGACAGGUUUGAAGCCUAGUCUGAGGAUGCAAGUGGUCGGAUUCAGACAUAAUAACUUCUCUGAGCUUAUCUCUCAAGCACUUGAGUUAGAAAGAAUUGAGUCAGAAGUGACACCUGUGAAAGAGAAAAUAGAGAAGAUAGAGAAAUUAGAAAAAGAGAAAAGUAGAAAGGCAGUUGAUCAAAGUUCCAGUGGUGCUACUGGUAAGAAAAAGAAUUUUGGGGGAACAAGUAGAGAUAGAGGCAGAGGUCAGGGUAGCACUUCAGGCAGUCAAGGUACAGUAAACCAGAAAGAACAAGGUAGUGCUUCGGUUAGAGUCUACAUUAUGAGACACGGGAAAAAGUUGAAACUUCUGACAUUGUGGCCGGUACAUUCUCUAUCUCUAAUCAAGAUGUAUUUGUAUUGUUUGAUCCAAGUUCUACCCACUCCUAUGUUAGUGCUAGCAUUGUUAGUUUCCUUACUGUUCCGUGUGUCAAAAUGGGUUUUGAGGUGCUAGUAACUAGUCCGUUGGGACAAGAGGUCAGGGUCAACAAAAUGUAUAAAAAUUGUCCUUUGGUGAUCUAAGUACAUGUAUUUCUAUCAGAUUUGAUUGAAAUGCCCUUUAGAGAUUAUGAUAUCAUCUUGAGUAUGGAUUGGUUAGCCAGGCAUCAUGCAAUGAUUGACUAUAGACUGAAGACAGUCACUUUUGGUCUCCCUCAGUACGAUGAUGUAGUAGUACAUGGGGAGAGGUAGUUAUUGCCCUCAAACAUCAUUUCGGCUGCACUAGUCAGAAAAAUGAUCAGAAAGGGGUGUGAAGCAUACUUGGCACAUGUGAUAGACACCCAAGUGGGGAGUCCAGCAUUGAGGGACAUCCCUACAGUAUGUAAUUUUCUAAAUGUGUUCUCUGAUGAGUUUCCAGGAUUACCUCUGGAAAGAGAUGUGUAGUUUGAGAUUGAUGUAAUGCCUGAUGUGGACCCAAUCUCCAUAAUACCAUACAGAAUGGCACUAGCAGAAUUAAAAGAGUUGAAGGUGCAGUUGCAAGAGUUGCUUGAUAAGAGCUUUAUUCGCCCUAGUGUGUCACCUUGGGGAGCGCCAGUGUUGUUUGUUAAGAAGAAAUAUGGCACUCUCCACUUGUGUAUUGAUUAUCGGCAGUUG
Hevea brasiliensis (rubber tree) is the source of this 2151-nucleotide messenger RNA. RefSeq lists its product as uncharacterized. The coding region runs from base 554 to 1513 and encodes 319 amino acids. The record is from RefSeq and is a predicted model, not a curated record. The transcript has 3 exons. Lineage: Eukaryota; Viridiplantae; Streptophyta; Magnoliopsida; Malpighiales; Euphorbiaceae.